GAAAAACAUUCCACAUAAAAAAAAUUGAGAAGUGGAAGCAGAAAAUGUCAAAAAAACGUGCAAAAGGAAAUACGUAAGAAGAAGAAUCCUUUUACUGAAAACUUUUGUCAUUUGCAGUUGUGAUUUCUGGUAGUCUGGAAAUCCGCAUAAGCAGAACCAGAUUAUUAUUUCGUUAAAACCUGCAUAAAAUCUAUCCAUAUCGACUUACAGAGAAUGAAGACUACCCAAAUUGCGAGAUACGCCAUUCGUUUGAACUACGGACAGGUAAAUGAAGUUGCCAACCCGAAAUCAACCGAUCGCAACACGGUCAGAUCUGCAGCUCUACUAGCUGUGCUGGGAAUCGGCUUAUCGUCGUUCAGCAUGAAGCAGAUGCUAAGUCAGCAAACAAAGAGGAAAUUCUAAACGAUACAUGGAAUCGCCCGGUCGCAUCUGGAGAGAUGACAAAAACUAACCAAAAUGAGAGCUAGAAUGUGACUGCCGAUUGUUGUUUGUGAGAUUUUUUUUUUUGAAUGUGAGAUUUAGUUUAUCACCUAUUUGCAUGCGUAUGGCUCUUGUUAGCGUUGCUGAGAAGGAUCAAAGAAGGUUAGCUGCAUUAUAAUUUUCUUGGUGUCCCAAUAGAGACCGGCGGAACGAUGUGUUGAUAAUUGUAUUUGUUCUAGCAUUAGUAGCAGUUUUCCAAUUCAUUUAUUUCGUAAGAUUCGUGAUUCCUCACCGGCCAAUAUUUGCCAUAUAGAACAAUGCAUCUAGCAGAAAUAUGUUAAACAAGGCAAAGGAUUAACAUUUAUCUGCAUAUAUUUCAAAAUUGAACCCAACAUUGUGAUCUCAACCAGCUAUAAUGCAUGUAACAAAACGGUCUUUAGAUUUUUAUAACUUUUGUGAUGCAGCGGAUUAGUUUAGUAUUUAUUGAAUGCAUUAUAUGAAACAUAAAAACGCAAAAAGACCAAUUGUUGCAUGAUUGUGUCAGUUGAGGUACUUUUCAGGGCUAAAUUAAAAUUUGCGUAGAAAAAAUACAUACUACUGACGAAUUUCAUUGAGCGAUGCUGUAUAUUAUACAGAAUACUGAUGGACUUGACACAAUGCAAUGCAAAAAUGAUAUCAUUUAAUUUGAAUUGAAUGACAACCACAAAUAAACGACAAUUGUCGCUUGCGAGCGUGAAUUACAA
Messenger RNA from Topomyia yanbarensis, 1163 nucleotides. RefSeq lists its product as uncharacterized. The record is from RefSeq and is a predicted model, not a curated record. The transcript is spliced from 3 exons. The coding region runs from base 214 to 402 and encodes 62 amino acids. Lineage: Eukaryota; Metazoa; Arthropoda; Insecta; Diptera; Culicidae.